CUCCGUAUUUCUUUUAAACAUAUUCACUAUUUAGCUAAAACAAUUAAGCAAUUACAUUUCUUUUUUUUAUUGUUUACAUUGAAAUCAAUGUUUUAGACAAGUUACAUUUUGACUUGCUUGCAGUAACAUUUCUUAUUAACGUAAGUUACAUUUCUUUACACACAAGUUAUAUCAUUCUGCUACUCGAACAAGAAAAAAUACAAAAAUAGUUACUGUUCAUGCGUGUACUGUUCACGCGAGUUACUAUUCACCCGUGUUUUUUUUAAAUUGCAAAACUGUGUCGUUUUUGGGCUUGGAGCACCGUGCUCACCGUGUGAUGAUCCCAUCGUAUAAUUUGCGCCCGUGAGUGUGGUGACAUGGCAUCCAAAUGUCAUUUUUGGACUUCUUCUUUUUUCCCUUUUUCCCCAUUUUCCCCGUUUUUUCUUUCUUCUAACUCAAACGUUUUCUCCAUUUUUUUCUUUCUUCUAACUCAAACGUUUUCUCCCUGCUUCUACCCGAGCCCUGCUUCUCUUCUACCAAUCCCUCUUAAAUUCUCCUCCCCUUUUUUCUUUCCUCUUCCACGCCAUUUGCUACAAAUAUUUUGUUUCUUCUUCUUACAUGUGAGGAACUCCGGCGAGGAGGGCGGCUAUGGCGGUGGAUCUCUUGAGCUCCUGAAUCCUGAUGCGACGUCGUUGGAGACAGUCUUUGUCGGUGGCGGUGAGAAUUAGCUCGAGAAGGUGACCAGGUGGCAACAAUUGAUGACCUCGAACCAGGCAGAAGAAAGAAGAAGAAAUGGACGGUAGAUUCCGGAUGACCAAUCUGCUCAAACCGGGCAGAGGAAAGAAGGGGAUGUGGAAGUUGGAGAUGGUUGGGCAGAAAGAAGUAGAGGGAGAACGGGGCAGAAGAAGAAAGUGACCAGAGCUAGGAGACGAGAUCGAAUUUUUGGUGAGCACCUCCGGCGCGCAUCUCCGUCGAACACCUCCGGCGAAAGGAACAACUAACAAGGAAGGAAACAGAGGAUAACGAAAGAAGCAAACGAAGAGAAGAGAAAUGGCUGGCGGAAGGGAAAAAAGAAGAAAGUACGUAUCUCAUAGCUCAGCCGGAGAAACGUCUAGGGAAGAACAAAGUUUCUUAGAAUUUAGGGAAUUAGUAUGUUUUCGAUGCUUUACAUAUGACCGAGUACUUCUAUUUAUAACUAUACAGAUAACUAAUGCUAAUAAACGAA
This is a messenger RNA of Cuscuta epithymum, 1204 nucleotides long. NCBI's taxonomy places the organism in Eukaryota, Viridiplantae, Streptophyta, Magnoliopsida, Solanales, Convolvulaceae. The record is from the annotation of a GenBank genome assembly.